Messenger RNA from Biomphalaria glabrata, 1094 nucleotides. RefSeq lists its product as uncharacterized. Bases 168 to 806 code for a protein of 212 amino acids. The record is from RefSeq and is a predicted model, not a curated record. Lineage: Eukaryota; Metazoa; Mollusca; Gastropoda; Planorbidae. The transcript has 4 exons.
UCAGUCAUCCUUAUUUUCACAUGGCUGUAUAGACUUGUUUGAGCUUUGUUGGAUACAGAAAGCACAAAAAUAUAUAGGGGGCCUACCUGUAAAUGCCGAUCUAAUAUUCGGUUAUCGGACAUAUGCUUAAACAAGCUCCUUAAGUCAGGUAACUGCAGAAGACAGCAAUGAGAUUUGAAACGACUUUAACAAUCUUGGCUUUCACGGCCACAUUAUCGUGUGCUCAAAUUUCUCGGCUCAUUCCAGACACAGACAUAAAUGCAACUUUGUUGGUCGGUAACUCCAUCUAUCAGCCACCAAGAAGCAAUGAGUACCAGUUACCUAACGAUGAGAGAAGAUAUGCCGCCUUCAUUGAAUCACUUGAGAGCUCUAAUUUGAGACCAAAUACAACUCCAAGCAUUGAGGAGGUGAGUGUACUGCUAAGUAAUGUCACAGCUAUUACAGAGAUUAUUGACGAUAGAGUAACCGGUGACAACACGACGGUCACUAGAAAGCUAGAUCUGGUCAACCGUGUUAAAGCCGACUUGUCACGGUCCGUGUCCUACAUAAAUUUCUUGGAGCCCCUAACGUGGUAUGGUAACGUUAUGGGGACCUGUUAUAAGCUGUGCUAUAACUGCAUCUACUCAGGUACCUGCGUCCCCCGAUACACCUAUCAGUCCUACCUGUCAGUGUGUUGGAAUGGAUGGCUCUGGUACUCACUGUACGUAUUUCAGACUUACCUGCCCACCAGCUGUUACUGCAGCAACAAGGUUCUGUGUACCAUGGCGGCAGAGGAGAUUAACCCCAUCGAUGGCACUCAACGCUAAAAACGUAUGUCUUAGCUCAAGCUGGACUUUACUGGACAAGCAAGUUACAGUCAGUGGACUACUUACACAUAUGGACCAUAUACUUUUGACUGUGCAUCAUUCAUUAAGCCAAUGAGUUAAUCAAAGCUUAUGGUUCAAAAAAUAAAAAUAUGGUUUUAAUUAAAUGAACAAAAAUUCAAGUUAAAAGUUUGCACCUGUAUAAUCAUUAUUUAUAUGUACUUGAUAUGUUGUACGUUUUAACUGUGUUGUAUCCAAGUCUUUAUAGCUAUUAAACUUAAUGACCAUGAA